GCCACGUCGGGCACUGGGGAGCCUACCGCACCACCCUCUGCAGAGCAGCAUCCGAGGUGCCCCAGCCCUCCUCAGUCGGCCCGUCCUCAUUCAGGAUAGGUUGAUACUUGAGGCCACAUUAAUCCCCUCUCUCACUUCGGUGAUGUGUCCACAAUCCGUCUCCACUGUCCUACGGACAGUAACGACAGUGAGUUCCUGGAAUGACUCAAGCCAAGUUCCUGGAGUGUGGAGAGGCUCCGGGAAUCAGGGAUUGGACUGGAUUGUCUCCCGGUUUUCCACACUUGUGGCAAAACAAGCUUCAAGAAAGAACAUUGGCAUUCCUGUUAGUUGUGGCCCAGUCCUCAUCACCUGGAAAUGGCAAACAAGGGGAACAAGAAGCGUCGGCAGUUCUCCCUGGAGGAGAAAAUGAAAGUUGUACAAGCUGUUGACUCAGGCAAAAGAAAAGGUGAUGUGGCAAAAGAAUUUGGUAUCACUCCUUCUACAUUAUCUACAUUCUUAAAGGAUAGAGCCAAAUUUGAAGAAAAAGUGCGAAAAGCAUCUGUGGGGCCCCAAAGGAAAAGGAUGAGAAAUGCUCUCUAUGAUGACAUCGAUAAGGCUGUUUUUGCUUGGUUUCAAGAAAUCCAUGCCAAAAACAUUCUCGUGACUGGUUCUGUGAUUCGGAAAAAAGCACUAAACUUGGCCAACAUGCUUGGCUAUGACAAUUUUCAAGCAAGUGUGGGUUGGCUGAACAGAUUUAGAGAUCGCCAUGGAAUUGCUUUGAACGCUGUCUGUAGAGAGGAUGGUGACAGGUUAAUGAAUGGUCUAGGAAUAGAUAAAGUUAACGAGUGGCAUGCAGGGGAAAUUAUAAAGCUAAUUGCUGACUACAGCCCAGAUGAUAUAUUCAAUGCUGAUGAGGCAGGAGUGUUUUUCCAGUUGCUUCCCCAGCACACACUUGCUGCUAAAGGGGACCAUUGUAGAGGGGGCAAGAAAGCAAAGCAGCGGUUGACAGCACUCUUUUGUUGCAAUGCCUCAGGGACUGAAAAAAUGAGACCAUUGAUUGUUGGUAGGUCACCCAGCCCACACUGCUUCAAGAAUGUCCAUUCCCUGCCUUGUGAUUACCGAGCCAACCAGUGGGCAUUGAUGACGCAGGACCUGUUUAAUGAGUGGCUGAUGCAAGUGGAUGCCAGGAUGAAGAGGGCAGAACGCCGGAUCCUCCUGCUUAUUGACAACUGUUCUGCUCACAACAUGCUUCCACGCUUAGAAAGGAUUCAGGUGGGAUAUCUGCCCUCAAAUUGUACUGCUGUCCUGCAGCCACUGAAUCUUGGCAUAAUUCACACCAUGAAAAUGCUAUAUAGGAGUCAUCUUCUAAAACAGAUCCUCUUCAAGCUCAGUGGCAAUAAAGAUCAAGAAAAAGUGGACAUCAAGCAGGCCAUUGACAUGAUUGCUGCAGCAUGGUGGUCAGUCAAGCAGCCCACAGUGGUGAAAUGUUGGCAGAAAGCGGGCAUCAUCCCUAUGGAAUUUACAGAUUCUGAUGCAGAAAUGGUAGCCAAAGAACCAGACAUUGCUAUUGAAAAGUUGUGGCACUCAGUGGCUGUUGCCACAUGUGUCCCAAAUGAAGUAAAUUUCCAGGACUUUGUCACUGCUGAUGAUAAUCUCAUCAUCUCUCAAGAGCUAGUGGACACAGAGAUCAUCCAGGGUAUGGUGACUGGCAAAAAUACUGCUGAAGCUGGAAGUGAAGAUGAGGAAGAGGAUGUUUCUUUACCAGAGCAGCCAAAAAUCACUAUCACAGAAGCCAUCUCAAGUGUACAGAAACUUAGACAGUUCCUUUCCACUUGUGCAGGGGUUCCUGAUGCUAUUUUUGGGCAACUAAAUGGAAUAGAUGAAUAUUUAAUGAAAAAAGUGACACAAAGUCUUACUGAUUCCCAAAUUACAGAUUUUCUCCAAGCAAAAUAAUGUAGGAAUUAACUGCCUCUUUUACUUUGGAAAAUAUUUUUCAAGAAUAAAGAUUUCUUUAGAUAGAAUAUUGAACUAAUUUAAGUAAAGCAAUAUUAUUAUGAUAAUUUUUCAGUACUCAGAGAUAAUAAGGAAACUUGAACAGAAUUUGGGAAUGAAAUUUGACUAAUAUGUGUGUUCCCUUUUGGUUAAUACAUUGGUUUUCAAAUUUUGCUGCACCUUAGGAGCACUUGAGGAUCUUCUAAUAAUUCCAAAGCCCAAGCCAUAUCCCAGAGGAGUUAAAUCACAGUCUCUGUUGAUGGGUCACAGGCAUUUAGUAGUUUUGAAUUUCCCCAGAUGAUUCCAAUGUACAGACAAGUUUGGAACUACUGAAAUAACCACAGGAAAAUCAAGUGCAUUAUGGACACAGAGUCAACUACUUCCCAACAAGUCUAGAUCAGUGGUUUCUAGAGUUUAGCUCACAUCAGAAUCACUUCUACUCUCAAAAUUUUGGAUUCAGUAGGUCUCAGAGGGAACCCAAGAACUUGCAUUUCUAGUAAGUCCUCACCUGAUGAUCCAAGGUCCAUACUUAAAGAACCACUGACAUAGCUGGAUUCUAGUACCUCCUCUUCAGAUGGCCUUCUCAAUACUCUCCAUUGCUGUAUAAAAAGAAAAGUGUCAGCUGUUCUUACUCCAAGGCUGUUUAGCUCCUUCUUUUCUGCUGAUUUGUUAACUCUAGAACUUUCUUAGCUAUCCUCUUGAUGCCCCAAAAGUUAUCCAGGUUUUCAGUAGAGGUACAUAUGUUUGUGCCCAAGGAAUUAACAGGAGCCAUCUAGCUCAUUAAAAUAUCCAUAGUGCUUUAAACAUAUAAUUAUUAGGAAGCUGGAGUAUAGGGAAAUAAAGAGCAUAAAAGGGACAUGGAUAUGCUCUGAGACAGAAGGUAUAAUAAAGAGAAUCCUGUUAAUCAGGAUCAUGUGCCUCUCACUUUCUAGACAGGAUGAAAGGGGAGUUUGUUAGAUAACUCCUAUGGGGGUGUUUGGAUCACACCCUGAUUUGGAUUUUUUUCACUGUUCUUUUUUUUUUUUUUUUGUAGUUGUAGAUGGGCAGAAUGCCUUUAUUUUGUUUGUUUAUUUUUAUGUGGUACUGAGGAUCAAACCUAGUGCCUCAUGCAUGCUAGGCAAGCCCUCUACCACUGAGCUACAGCCCCAGUCCCUCACUCUUCUCAAUCCAGUCUGUACCGUAUAAUCAAAAUGAAGGCACAUUACGUUUUCCCUCUACUAAAAUUGUUCCAUAAAUUGCCUUUUUCCAUUUGUGCUUGUUCUUCAGAGAAAUCAAAGUUUAUUCUGAGUUAUUUAAAAUUACAUGAAUUUAUAAUCAGAUUUAUAUUAAAGUUUCUUCCCUAUAGAGAAGGCAUUCUUUUUUCUUCUUUGCAGGACUAGGGAUCAAACCUAGGGCUUGUCAGGCAAGUGCUCUACCACUGAGCCACAUCCCCAGCCCUAGAGAAGGCAUUCUUAAUAUUCUUUAUAAUUCUAGAAUAUACUCCUGGUAAACCAGACAAAUAAAAUUUCAUUUCUAGAGGGUACACACAGAACCUGUUAAUGUUGUGGUGGUGGGUUUUUUUUAAACCUGCCCCCACCCUGAAUGAUUUUGUAGAUAUUUCAGAAACCCACAGGAAUUCAUUUUUCUUUCUGCAGUUAAUUGAAACACAUAAAGCAGAUUAAUCAUAGAAAGUAUUGCUUCUACAGUGAACAAAACAACAAUCAUGAAAAAAUAUUUGUUUAUAUAGAUUUUUAAAGCUUAUUUUGGAUAUUUUUCCUUUCAACAAAUUAGUAUGAGAAUUUAAAAGUAUUGUACAUGUUUUAAAUUAACACUUAGAAAAGGGAAACAAUGUCUUCUAGCCAAAUCCUGUGGUUAUAUCUCAUCCUUAGCUCCUUAAUUGCCCUCAUCAUCUUCUUGUAUCAGGAUUACAGACACGUUUCCUAAUCCUUUCCCUCACCUCCUGCAGUCCCUUUCUGCACAUAUUGUUAGGUCUGUUGGCAUCAAGCCAUUUACUUUGCCUAAGUGUUUGUGUUGGCUCUAAAAUGUCUACAAAAAUGAAAGACCAGAUUUUUCAGCUGAGUGUUAUUUCCCUAGGUAGUUGACUGCAAUUUCCAACUUGGUUGUGCAGCACAAUGUGCACCUUGCUGCCUAAACAGGCCUUGUCAUCAUUCAUUUCAUACACAUUGCUGCUUCUAUGCCUUUACUAGAAUGCCUUGCCCUGCUCUCUAUCAAGCUAGGCCAUACACAUUCUCCAAGAACUAACUUGAGCCUAGCGUGGUGGUGUAGGCCUAUAAUGCCAGCUACCCAGAAGGCUAAGCCAAGAGGAUUCCAAAUUCAAGACCAACCUAAGCAAUUUAGCAAGACCCUGUGUCUAGCCACGCAUGGUGCACGCCUGUAAUCCCAGUGACUCAGGAGGCUGAGGUGGGAUCAUAAGUUUGAGGGUAGCCUCAGCAGUUUAGUGAGACCCUAUCUCAAAAAAUAAAAAGCUGAGAAGGGGGCUGGGUUUGUGGCUCAGCAGUAGAGUGCUUGCCUUGCACAUAUGAAGCACUGGGUUUGAUCCUCAGCACCACAUAAAAUGAAAUAAAGGUAUUUUGUCCAUCUGCAACUAAAAAAGCUGGGGAUGUAACUCAGUAGUAAAGUACCCCUCGGUUCAAUUUCCAGAACUACCCCUCCCCCAAAAAAAGACUGUCUCAAAGUACCUUGGGUUCAAUCUGCUGUGCCACAGGGGAAAAGGAAAAAAAGUAGAAUCCUUUUUCUUGAAGACACCAGCACAUAUUCUAUGCUUUUCCCUCAUCCCAUAGUGGUAGAGAUUCAUUGUCUCUACCACUCAGUUAAGCACUUAAAUGUUUUCUCAAUGUUCUGUGACUCUUUGAUUAGACUGUAAGUCCCAUGAGAGCAGAGACCAGUUAGCCUUUAUAAUGGUGCCUAACACGGUGCUAGGUACAUCUUAGGCAUAUCAAUAAACCUUGAAGUAGAAAUCAAUACACAUGUAAUAUGUCAAAGCUACCUUGUUUUUUAAAGCAGCAUUGAUUAUAUAAGAAAAUGGCUUGGGAAAAGGGAGUGAUGUAUUCUAUAUGAAAGGAUUUACAAAAUUUUUCUGUAUCAUCACCUCAAAUACAAUUCCAAUCCAAGUCAUAAUCUGGUUUUUGAUAAUGAAGAAGUCUCUUAUAUGGAGUUAAACCUGUGUCUUUCCACCAAAAAAAAAAAAAAAAAACCACUGCAGGAUUUUAUUUUAUUUUCUCUCCCCUCUAUUUGUACACAGAGAACUUUCUUUAGAAAGGCCUUAUCUAAGUGGAUGCUAAUCCAUAAUGAUGGGGGGCAUGGGAUGAGUGGAGGAACUUUGGGUGUGGCAAAGGAGGGGACAAGGGAGUAGAAAAGAUGGUGGAAUGAGAUGGACAUCAUUAUCCUAAGUACACAUAUGAUUGUAUGAAUGGUGUGGCUCUACUUCAUGUACAAACAGAGAAGCGAAAAAUUGUGCUCGAUUUGUGUACAAUGAAUCAAAGAGCUUUCUACAGUCAUGUUUAACUGAUUAGAACUUAUUUAAAAAGGCCUUAGAUAGAAUAGAUGUUCAGGACAUAUGUGCUUAAACUUUUUUCACAAAAAGGAAAUCUAGCAUUCUUGAUUUACUUAACAUCAUGAUAUAGAUCUAGGAGAUGAAAAUCAUAUCCCAGAGUCCUUUGCAGUCUAAUUUACAUUGGCUAAGGUUUUGAUUCUAGUGGAUAUUAGGGUUUUUGGCUUGGUACUUUGUUUUUUAGAUUAAAAGUGGUUGAUAGUAUCCCUUCUUGGCCUGUUCUCAUUAGACCCUCUGUGGCUUCUCCCUGAAUCUCUGGUCAAGCUAGCUCCAUUUGAGUAACAAUUACAUUUCUGCCCCGGUUGAUUAACCCUCUCCAUAAGCCAGUAUGCAAGAACUCAGUACCUACCUCAAUUGUGUUGUCAUGAGGAUUAAAAGAUGUGUCAGGGGGCUGAGGAUGUGGCUCAAAUGGUAGCGUGCUGGCCUAGCAUGCGUGAGGCACUGUGUUAGUUUCUCAGCACCACAUAAAAACAAAAUAAAGAUAUUGUGUCCACCUAGAACUAAAAAAUAAAUAACAACAAAAAAAGUGUUAAAGACUAAGUGUUCUUUAAAUGCUACCUAUAGUCAUUACUAUCUAUUCCUAUUUGGAACUUAACCAUCAUAUAGAA
Messenger RNA from Marmota monax (woodchuck), 6129 nucleotides. It is a transcript of the gene Tigd6, whose product is annotated as tigger transposable element derived 6. The coding region runs from base 355 to 1932 and encodes 525 amino acids. Gene Ontology annotation, cellular component: nucleus. The transcript is spliced from 2 exons. Lineage: Eukaryota; Metazoa; Chordata; Mammalia; Rodentia; Sciuridae. Gene Ontology annotation, molecular function: DNA binding. The record is from RefSeq and is a predicted model, not a curated record.